AUGGCGUGUGAAACAAGAGGCCGCGAACGAAGACGGAAGCCAGAGGAGUUUGUCGCGCAUGCUUCGAAUGUCAAUUGUGCCAAGUUUGGGAGGCGAACAUCAAGGAUCCUCAUCACUGGUGGUGAGGAUCUGAAGGUCAAUCUUUGGGCUGUAGGGAAACCCAGUGCCCUCCUGAGCCUAUCAGGCUUUACAAGUCCAGUUGAGUCAGUAAGCUUUGACUCUUCUGAAGUUACUAUAGGCGCUGGUGCAGCAAGUGGAACGAUAAAAAUAUGGAAUAUUGAGGAGGCGAAAGGUUCAGUUGAUAAGACUCUUAAAUUUUGGGACCUUGAGACUUUUGAGUUGAUUGGUUCUUCUGGAUCUGAGAACAGCCGGGAAUACUUUGAGCUGGCUAGUGUAAUUCGUUCUAUGAAAUUCAAUAGUGAUGGUAAAACAAUUUUUUGUGGAUUACAUGAAAGCUUAAAGGUUCUUUCCUGGGAACCCAUCAUAUGUCAUGAUGUGGUUGAUGUAGGCUGGUCCACAUUAGCAGAUCUAACUGUAGACGAAGGGAAACUUCUUGGUUGCUCAUAUAACCAAAAUUGUGUCAGUGUGUGGGUUGUGGAUUUGAUGAGAAAUGAGCCUUAUGUUGAUAGUAGUGCUGGACCACGCUUAAAUGGAAGUGUAAAUAGGCUAAUUGAAUCAGAUGAUAGCAUGUCAUCAGUGUUUGGAACGCUAUCAAGUUCCAGAAGCCCAGCCAAUGAAAUUGGAUCGGAUACUCUGCUUGGACGCUCAAUGUCUGCUUCAAAAGAAAUUCCUGUCUCAACUUCUGCAUCAACGAAGGGAUUGUCAAAGCCACCUGGAAAAAGGGAUCUCCAGCUCACAAGAUGUGUUUCUACACCUCUUCUUUCUCCUAGAGUUAGAUUGAACCCAAAUUUCAUUGACAGACGGAAGAAUCAGCCAGCUGCUGCUGUACCAUUACCAGAACCAAUAGUCCGCUUUAACGUGAAUCUCUCUUCAGAUGCUGGAAUGUUGUCUCACAGUUCACAUGCAUCAGCAGCUCCCACGUAUAGGUCCUAA
This is a messenger RNA of Miscanthus lutarioriparius, 1053 nucleotides long. Lineage: Eukaryota; Viridiplantae; Streptophyta; Magnoliopsida; Poales; Poaceae. The record is from the annotation of a GenBank genome assembly.